GAGCGGCCGGAAGAGCAGACCGACGUUAACAGCAAGAGCAGGUGGGCCGGCCUCAGCCCUCCUCCCCUGCCCCCAAGGCCAGCUGUGCCAUCAGCCUAAGCCUCCUGCCCUGGGAACAUGGUCCAGUGCCGCGCGAAGAGCCCGAGCGGACGUCCCCAGCGGGGGCGGAAGCAGGGCCAGCAGCUCGAUGAGCAGGAGCAGGAGCAGGCAGUGAACCCAGAGGACGUCCAGGGGGACUGGAGGGUCUCCAAAGAGCGCUACUACCGACACCGGCGCUGCCUCCGCAGGAGGCGGUACAGGGUCCACAGGAGGCAGAGGAGCUCCUGCAGGAGGCGGCGCCGCACACGCGCCUGCAGGGGCCAACGCGGAGGCUACAGAAUGGCCAGGAGGAGGAGAUGCAAGAGCCAACACUGAACCUUCCCGGGCCCGUCACACCCCCGGACGGAAAUUAAGGAAAAGGCGCCCACCAGAGAACCACCUCGCAAGACCAAAGCAAUCCCCCCGACGCUGGGUGCCCACCCCCGAGUCGGCAGGGAGCCCACGACCUCUUGACUACAAUGUGCACCAGUCAUCUGCCAAAUAAAGCUUGAGAUAAUAAA
Molecule: messenger RNA, 599 nt
Organism: Hyaena hyaena (striped hyena)
Lineage: Eukaryota; Metazoa; Chordata; Mammalia; Carnivora; Hyaenidae
Gene: PRM2
Product: protamine 2
Exons: 2
Coding region: 118-414 (98 amino acids)
Biological process (GO): spermatid development; chromosome organization; nucleus organization
Cellular component (GO): nucleus
Molecular function (GO): DNA binding
Source: RefSeq, a predicted model, not a curated record